Messenger RNA from Triticum urartu, 663 nucleotides. RefSeq names its product HMG1/2-like protein. NCBI's taxonomy places the organism in Eukaryota, Viridiplantae, Streptophyta, Magnoliopsida, Poales, Poaceae. The record is from RefSeq and is a predicted model, not a curated record.
UGCAGCUCGCCUCUGGUCUCCCUCGUUUCCUUUUCCCGGGAACUCCUCAACUCGCCUGGCGCCGAUCUCAUCUGUUGUUCAGACAUGACUGCUUGCAAGCAGACCGCAUCCACGGGCGCCGCCGCCACGUACGAGGCCGACAGCAAGUCGGCAGCGAAGAGAGAUGGAGCGGAGGAGCGGAAGCCCUCGACCAAGUGCAGGAAGGGGAAGAAGGCCAAGGGCAAGUUGGCGGUGAAGAGCAAUGGUAGGGAGAAGCCCAAGACCCAUGACCUUUCCGAUGUUACACGCGGGUUGGCGGUGAUGAGCAUUGCAAUGGAGAAGCCGUUGGAUGAACAGCUCGCCCAGCACGCCCUGUUCAUCUACCAGAACUACUUCUGGAUGGACAACUUCAAAGGCGUCUAUGACAAGCCGUCCGUAGAUGCUAUUAAAAGGAAAGCUGCUGAAAACUGGAAAUCCUUUAGCGAUUCGGACAAAGCCCCUUAUGUGGCCAUUGCACAUGUGAACAGAAUACUCCUUGCUGAGGCAUAUGAGUUCAAGAAGACAUUGAAGUUGACGCUCGCGAUGACGGACAAGAUGAUGAAUAUGAAAAUGUGAACAGACAAGAUCUCUAAGAUGUGUUUGAAUAGAAAUGUCUUGGUGGAUGGCACAAUUAGUACAACCAAC